Molecule: messenger RNA, 4018 nt
Organism: Drosophila melanogaster (fruit fly)
Lineage: Eukaryota; Metazoa; Arthropoda; Insecta; Diptera; Drosophilidae
Gene: nAChRbeta2
Product: nicotinic acetylcholine receptor beta2
Exons: 9
Coding region: 137-1051 (304 amino acids)
Biological process (GO): synaptic transmission, cholinergic; monoatomic ion transport; monoatomic ion transmembrane transport
Cellular component (GO): plasma membrane; membrane; postsynaptic membrane
Molecular function (GO): extracellular ligand-gated monoatomic ion channel activity; transmembrane signaling receptor activity; monoatomic ion channel activity
Source: RefSeq, marked reviewed
AACUCAGUUGCGAUUGGACUCUCCAACCGUGAGGUUGUAUUAAACGGAAACUCCUAGCAAAAUGUGUUAAGUUUAGUUAAAAACCUUCAAUUAUAAGCAAUAAGUAGCACAAAAAGCUAGAGAAAACAGCAACAAAAUGUGGCAUUGGAGUUUGUUGUGUGUUUUCCUACUUGUUCCGUUGGCGAAUUCCACGGCUCCAAUAAGUUUUGAGGCAAAUCCGGACACCAAACGUCUCUAUGAUGAUUUGUUGAGCAACUACAAUCGAUUGAUUAGGCCCGUUGUGAACAACACGGAGACCCUGACGGUUUGGUUAGGUCUGAAAUUGUCUCAGCUGAUUGAGGUCAAUCUGAAGAAUCAGGUGAUGACCACCAAUCUGUGGGUGAAGCAGCGCUGGUUCGACUACAAGUUGCGAUGGGAUCCAGAGGAAUACGGCGGAGUUGAACAGCUGUAUGUGCCAUCUGAGCACAUUUGGGUACCGGACAUUGUGUUGUACAACAACUGGGAUGGCAACUAUGAAGUAACUCUGAUGACGAAAGCCACUCUGAAGUAUACGGGAGAAGUCUUUUGGGAGCCACCUGCUAUAUACAAGUCAUCCUGUGAGAUGAAUGUCGAAUACUUUCCGUACGACGAACAAAUUUGCUUCAUGAAAUUCGGUUCAUGGACCUACAAUGGUGCCCAAGUGGAUCUGAAGCAUUUGGAUCAGAUUCCUGGCAGUAACCUAGUGCAAGUUGGCAUCGAUCUCACGGAAUUUUAUUUGUCUGUGGAAUGGGACAUACUUGAAGUGCCGGCUACCAAAAAUGAGGAGUAUUACCCCGAUACACUGGAACCCUUUUCAGAUAUCACAUUUAAGUUGACCAUGCGGCGUAAGACCUUGUUCUAUACCGUUAAUUUGAUUGUGCCAUGUGUGGCUUUAACAUUCCUCACGGUGUUGGUCUUUUAUUUGCCCAGCGAUUCGGGCGAAAAGGUAACAAAGAUGGAUCCUCCAAAUUCAAUGAUCAAAAAUCUGAGAGUGAUACCUUCUUUUUUGUGGCACGUAGCAUGUUUUUGUUAAUUUUAACACGUAGAAUUAGAUUUCCUAUAGCUUAGAAAACUGAAAAAUAGCUUUUGUACAUAUGCUUUCUUUAUUUUUAUUAAAUUUAUAUUUUUAAAAUAAUUUUGUGAAGUAAUUUCAAAUGCAAAUUCACUUAAGUGUACUCCCUAUAACUUAAAACACUCAAAAACAUUGACUCUACAAUGAACCUAUACCUUAGAUGAGCUAUCUUUUUCAUAUGCACAAAUCGAACUCCUUUCAAUUACUUUAACUAUCACUCCCCAAUCUUUCAAGUCUUGCUAAGUCAGCUAUCCUAAAGCUGAGCUCUUGCAUUCCCUAGCCAGAUACUACAAAUUCUAAAUUGGCUUUUAAAAACAAAUAUUUUAAACGAACACUAUCCAAAUUCUUUCCGAGAAGAGCUCAACUUGAACUUCCUGCUCUUUCCAAUCUUAAACUCUCUCUAUUUUACGCUCCAAUUUUGUAACUAAUGUGUAUAUCAUAAUGAUAUUUAGCUUUUUCUAUCUAUCCAUCAAAUAAUCAGCUCCGCAUUCGCAGCAGCAACUAUCAGAAUUUUUGAAAGCAGCACACAGAUAUUUACGUCUCAGAAAAUAUAUAUGAAUAUAUCAUACAUAUGUAUAUCGUGUACACCACAUUUUUUGCUGAAUAUCAUGUGUGCUGUCCUGAGUUGAGAAAUCUCAUAACGUAAAUUUUCAUCGAAUGCAUACAAAUGCGCAAUCGAUAUCGACAUUGAACCCAAUCCGAAUCGAGUCGUAUUCAAAAUGUCAAAAAGCCACUCGCAAAAUUUUCCAUAUCGCGUAUCUUGUAAUUAAGCAGCGCACUCACACACCCGCUCACUGAAACACACACACACACACACACCUAGGACACCUGCAUUCAGCACAGGCACACCUACACCUACAUACACAUUCACUUUAUAAACACACACUAACAAACACGUACUGGACUCGUGCAGUUUGUUGUUGAAUUCAUUUUAUCGUUGCCCUAGAGUUUGUUCGUUCAGUCGUAUUGCUCAAGUAAAGAUACAAUACAUACAUGCUUCCCAUCGAGAUUGAUAUAAUAUAUAAACCCGAUAUGAAUCAAAAAGAAGAUUAUUCAGUUUUUUAAAUAGCAUGUAAUACACCUGAAAUUUUUAAGGUUUUUAAGCAAAGUAAGAUUGCCGUGGAAUAAUAUAUUUCGUAGUAGAUACUUACUGCUUUCUGGGUUCCAUAUAGAUAUUCAUUUCGUACUGUUAAAUUUAAUAGAAAAGAUUUUAAAGCAAUGUAACUUUAAAAAUUUAAAAUUCCAAAAUUUGAACAACACAGGAAUUUAAUACAAAGUGAUUCAAUAUAACAUUUUUUGUAUCAAAAACUUAACCACUUAAAAACUUCGAAGAAAAAGAUACACAGUGAAUCUUUUGAUUGACACAGAUACACUCGUACUCAGAAAGUUCACAUGUAAACGUAGUAAAAUGCGCUUUGUUCCUUUGAUUUGUUGGUGUUGAUUGUUUUCGUGUAAACUUCGAAUGAUUGAUUGAUGUGGGUAGGUGCAGGAUGUCCCAUCCCCAUAGAUUGUGCGUUCGCGAGUGUGUUAGUUGUGGGUCUUUAGCUUAGUCACAGGAUACGCGAUGCAGUCCUGAAGUACGUAGCCAUUUCGUUGUUUAAGACCAAUUGUUUGUUAAAGUAUUCGUAUGUUUAUUUUAAGGCCUUGGAGUGUUAAUAUUACAAUAUAUAUUAUCUCCCUGGCCAAUCAUAUUUUUCGUACCAGUAAUUGGCUUUAUUAAUUAAACAAAUUAUUAUGAUUGUGUUUUCAUUUGGUUGUUGUUAUGUGUUCAAUGUCGUUGUUGGUUGAUUGUUGGUUUGAUUGUUUGACUGUUUGACCGUUUGAUGGCUCGUGUAUCUGUCGGAUCGAGUGGGUAGCGAUAGCCGAGAGAUAUCGACAGGUGGAAAUUGUGUAAACAUUUCGUUGACAGGUUACGUUAUGUAUUUCGAUACUCGUGUCGUUGACCGUGUUUUUCCUGCUCUUGGCCGAAAUUAUCCCCCCAACCUCGUUGGCCGUGCCCCUGCUGGGCAAGUACCUUCUCUUUACCAUGAUACUCGUCUCGCUAUCCGUUUGGACGACGGUCUGCGUGCUGAACAUCCAUUUCAGAUCUCCAUCUACGCACAAUAUGUCGCCGCUGGUGCGGAAACUCUUCCUGCACUUCAUGCCCAAGCUGAUGAUGAUGCGGCGGACGCAGUACACUCUGCCCGACUACGAUGACUCCACUCCGAGCAAUGGGUACACCAACGAGAUCGAUGUGCGGUAAGUGGCAACCAACUCGCGAAAUUGAAAGUAAACACUUGACUUUGGCCUGCCUGUUUGUGUUGUGGCAUGGGCUGGUUUUCCCCUGCAGUGACAGCAUCAGCGAUUUUCCCAGCGAGUUUAAGGACAGCCAGGAUGGCGCUUACGAUAAUGGCAUGCAGAACUCUGUGGAUUCCGACAAUGUGAUACCGCGCAACUUAACACCCGAAGUGCUGCAGGCGUUGCGUGCGGUCAGAUUUAUUGCGCAGCAUAUCAAGGAUGCCGACAAGGAUAACGAGAUUGUGGAGGACUGGAAGUUCGUAUCGAUGGUGCUGGACCGCUUCUUUCUCUGGCUCUUCACGCUGUCCUGUGUGUUCGGGACCUUGGCCAUAAUAUGUCAGUCGCCAUCGCUAUAUGACACCCGGUCGCCCAUUGACCGCCAGCUGAGCGAGAUUCCUUUGCGCAAAAACAAUUUCAUGCUGCCGCCGGACAUUGUCCGUCAGGUCCUAACCUAAUUGGGGUCCCGAGGUCUUCCCGUCUGAGUUAACAAUGCUUCCGAGGCUCGGAACUGUGUUUUUUAUGAUGCGCAAUCAAAUCAGUUGUUUGCUGGGAAUGCGGCAACGAUUUAUGUCUAAGUGUUUAUCAUCCUGCAAUGCUGUAAAACCGAAUUAGCUAUAAAACAUGGAAACUAAAUAAAAAAAAUUCUGUUUU